GAAAAAGAAAAGCUCAGGAAGAAACAGGAAGAAGAAGAAAAGCUCAGGGAGAAAGAGGAAGAAGAAGAAAAGCUCAGGAAGAAAGCGGAAGAAAGAAAGACAGUUGAAAUGCUGUUGAACAUCCUGCAGGAUUUGACUGAUGAUGAGUUCAAACUUUUCAAAUGGUCCCUGGGAAAGAUGACGACAAUCUCACGGUGUGAACUGGACCCUGCCGACAGGCCUGAGACCGUGGACCUGAUGCUGUCAUGUGACAGGCAGGAGGCCGUCAACAGGACCAGAGAAUCUCUGGGGAAGAUCCCAAGGAACGACCUGGUGGAGCGUUUGACACAAGAAGAAGAAAACCUCAAGAAGAAACAGGAAGAAGAAAAGCUCAGGAAGAAACAGGAAGAAGAAAAGCUCAGGAAGAAACAGGAAGAAAGAAAGACAGCUGAAAUGCUGCACAACAUCCUGCAGGAUUUGACUGAUGAUGAGUUCAAACGUUUCAAAUGGUCCCUUCGAGACAUGUCAACAAUCCCAUGGUGUAAACUGGACAAAGCAGACAGGCCUGAGACCGUGGACCUGAUGCGGUCAUGUGACAGGCAGGAGGCCGUCAACAGGACCAGAGAAUCUCUGGGGGAGAUCCCAAGGAACGAUCUGGUGGAGCUUUUGACACAAGAAGAAGAAAAUCUCAGGAAGAAACCAGUAGAAGAAGAAAAGAUCAGGAAGAAACCAGCAGAAGAAGAAAAGAUCAGGAAGAAACCAGUAGAAGAAGAAGAAAAGAUCAGGAAGAAACCUGUGGAGGAAGAAGAAAAGAUCGGGAAGAAACCAGUAGAGGAAGAAGAAAAGCUCAGGAAGAAACAGGAAGAAGAAGAAGAAAAGCUCAGGAAGAAACAGAAGGAAGAAGAAAAACUCAGUAAGAAACAGGAAGAAGGAGAGAAGCACAGGAAGAAACAGGAAGAAGAAAAGUUCUGGAAGAAACCUAUAGAGAACGAAGAAAAGUUCAGGAAGAAACCAGUAGAGAACGAAGAAAAGCUCAGGACGAAAAAGGAAGAAGAAGAAAAGCUCAGGAAGAAACCAGUAGAGAACGAAGAAAAGCUCAGGAUGAAAAAGGAAGAAGAAGAAAAGCUCAGGGAGAAACAGGAAGAAGAUGAAAAGCUCAGGAAGAAACCAGUAGAAGAAGAAGAAAAGCUCGGGAAGAAACAGGAAGAAGAAGAAAAGCUCAGGAAGAAACAGGAAGAAGAAGAGAAGUUCAGGAAGAAACAGGAAGAAGAAAAGCUCAGGAAGAAACAGGAAGAAGGAGAGAAGCUCAGGAAGAUAAAGGAUGAUGAAGAAAAGCUCAGGAAGAAACCAGUAGAAGAAGAAGAAAAGAUCAGGAAGAAACCUGUGGAGGAAGAAGAAAAGAUCAGGAAGAAACCAGUAGAGGAAGAAGAAAAGCUCAGGAAGAAACAGGAAGAAGAAGAAGAAAAGCUCAGGAAGAAACAGAAGGAAGAAGAAAAACUCAGUAAGAAACAGGAAGAAGGAGAGAAGCACAGGAAGAAACAGGAAGAAAAAAAGUUCUGGAAGAAACCAGUAGAGAACGAAGAAAAGCUCAGGACGAAAAAGGAAGAAGAAGAAAAGCUCAGGGAGAAACAGGAAGAAGAUGAAAAGCUCAGGAAGAAACCAGUAGAAGAAGAAGAAAAGCUCGGGAAGAAACAGGAAGAAGAAGAAAAGCUCAGGAAGAAACAGGGAGAAGAAAAGCUCAGGAAGAAACAGGAAGAAGGAGAGAAGCUCAGGAAUAUAAAGGAUGAUGAAGAAAAGCUCAGGAAGAAACAGGAAGAAGACGAAAAGCUCAGGAAGCCAGUAGAAGAAGAAGAGCUCAGGAAGAAAUAGGAAGAAGAAGAAAAGCUCAGGAAGAAACAGGUGGACUGGUGCUGCACCACCAGUCCUCCCCUCCAUCUCACCACCAGUCCUCCGCUCCAGCCCACCACCAGUUCUCCUCCCAUCCAGCCCACUUCCAGUCCUCCCCUCCAGCCCACCACCAGUCCUCCCCUUCAUCUAACAACCAGUCCUCCCCUCCAGCCCACCACCAGUCUUCCCCUCCAUCUCACCACCAGUCCUCCCCUUCAUCUAACAACCAGUCUUCCCCUCCAGCCGACCACCAGUCCUCCCCUCCAUCUCACCACCAGUCCUCCCCUCCAGCCCACCACCAGUCCUCCCCUCCAUCUCACCACCAGUCCUCCCCUCCAGCCCACCACCAGUCCUCCCCUCCAUCUCACCACCAGUCCUCCCCUUCAUCUAACAACCAGUCCUCCCCUCCA
Molecule: messenger RNA, 2276 nt
Organism: Etheostoma spectabile (orangethroat darter)
Lineage: Eukaryota; Metazoa; Chordata; Actinopteri; Perciformes; Percidae
Product: golgin subfamily A member 6-like protein 6
Exons: 6
Coding region: 109-1848 (579 amino acids)
Source: RefSeq, a predicted model, not a curated record